Messenger RNA from Nannochloropsis gaditana CCMP526, 1925 nucleotides. RefSeq lists its product as uncharacterized. Gene Ontology annotation, molecular function: protein binding. The transcript is spliced from 11 exons. Bases 2 to 1783 code for a protein of 593 amino acids. Gene Ontology annotation, biological process: rRNA processing. The record is from RefSeq and is a predicted model, not a curated record. Gene Ontology annotation, cellular component: nucleus.
AAUGAACAACGCGCACCCACACUCGCAUUACAAGCAGGGAUACAUUGGAUCGCGUUCAUCCUUGUCAUAUAAAAAUAGAAGCAGAAUGAUUUCUUCCAUUACAUGGGUGCCUCGGGGCGCCGCGAACCCCAAUCCCCCUCGUUUCCAAGCGUGCAAAGAAGAAGUCGAGGCCCUACUUCGUGAGCAUGGAGGUGGUAAUAACGAGCUCGAAAGACAAGAUUUCGAAGAGGAGGAUGAAGAAGAAGGGCAAAAUGGCGAGUUGGACCGGCAUGGUUUGCCUGUUGAGCUUCAUAUGGACGAUUACGAUGACGAGGAUGAAGCCGCGGGAGGGGCGCAGAAGGCCGCUUUCAUCCACGCAGACGCCAGUGAGGAGGAAGAAGGCGUUGAGAAUGGGGAGGAUGAGGAGGAUGAGGAUGAGGAGGAAGUGGGUAUAAUGGAGGAGGAAGAGGAGGAGGAGGAGGGAGAGGAGGAAGACGAAGGGGAGGAAGGGGAGGAAGUAGAGGAAGAGGAAGAGGAAAGUGGAAGAGGAAAGGAGGAUCAGCAGAGAAAUGAGCUCGCAGGAGCCUUGCCAGCAAGUGCGUUUCUGCGAGGUAUGGAUGAUAAUGACGAGGAAGACGACGACAGCGAGGACAUGGAGGACCACAUGAUUAAGUCGACAGACGCGGUCGUUCUGGUGGCGAAUACCGAGGACGAGGAGCACUCGGCCCUGGAGGUCCAUGUCUAUGAGGAGGACACGGGCUCGCUCUACAUCCACCACGAUAUCUCCCUCCCCGCCUUCCCCCUCUGUGUAGCCUGGGGCCACUGCCCGCCCGUGCCGGGACGGGAGAGCGAGCGCGGCUCCUUUGCGGCCGUGGGGACGUUCAAACCGGGGAUUGAGAUAUGGGACGUGGACAUCAUUGAUCCGCUUGAGCCAGUCCGCAUACUGGGCGGUGAAAAGGCGCUGCAGGGCACCGCCUCUUCGUGGAGCAAAGCCGGCAAGAAGGGCGGGAAGAAAAAGAAGAAACGGCGCCAAAAUGAAGACGAACUCGUGGAGGGCAGUCAUGAGGGCCCCGUCAUGACGCUCGCUUGGAACCAAUUCCACAGACAGGUCCUGGCCUCCGGCUCGGCCGACAGCACUAUUAAGCUCUGGGACGUGACGACGGGCGAGUGCUCCGCCACGCUCGCGCACCACACCGACAAGGCUGACCCCGAGUGCGUGGGCUGGUGUCCUCAUGCUCCCUCCACCCUCCUGUGUACCACCGAAGACGGCAGCCUGGUCGCCUGGGACGUCAGGGCUCCCUCGGGCCCCCUGUGGAAAGCCAAGGUGCACACGAAGACUUGCUCCUCCUUCUCUUUCUCCGCCCUCGCCCCGGGCCUGAUGGCCACGUGCGGCAUGGACAAGACGGUCAAGCUCUGGGAUUAUUCGGGCGAUCCCGGCGUCCCCCCGCGACAGCUGGGAGAGAAAGCGAUGUCCGUCGGGAAACUCUUCUCCAUCUCCUUCUAUCCCAGCUCGCCCUUCCUGUUGGCCACGGGGGGAGACAAGGGGCUGCUGGCUUUGUGGAAUCUGCACGAAUGCGAGGGCGUGAUGCGACGUUUCGGGGAAGGAGGAGGGAAAGGCGAGAAGGAGGGUAUGCAGGCGGCGAGCAUGAUGGAGGGGAUGAGCCUGGAGGGGACUGGGGACGGAGAGAAGGAGAGGGGGGAGCAGAAGGACAAAAAGAAGGACAAGGGCGGUAAGGGGAAAGCACCGAGUGGAAAAGCAAGAUCACAGACAGGAACGAGUGGAAAAGGAAGCCGAAAGAAGUAGAGAAGAUGCAGAGACACUUGUCUGUUGUGACGCAUGAGGGCGGGGCGAAGGCCUAGGAGGGGGAAGUAACCUCACGUGCUUGGGGAGAGGACUGGGUGGUGCCCACAAAGAAUAACGACACAGAUGAAAUGCGUCUUUCGUU